Phlebotomus argentipes is the source of this 2551-nucleotide messenger RNA. It is a transcript of the gene IKKbeta, whose product is annotated as inhibitor of nuclear factor kappa-B kinase subunit beta. The transcript is spliced from 5 exons. Lineage: Eukaryota; Metazoa; Arthropoda; Insecta; Diptera; Psychodidae. The record is from RefSeq and is a predicted model, not a curated record. The coding region runs from base 86 to 2482 and encodes 798 amino acids. Gene Ontology annotation, cellular component: IkappaB kinase complex; cytoplasm. Gene Ontology annotation, biological process: peptidyl-serine phosphorylation; positive regulation of transcription by RNA polymerase II; tumor necrosis factor-mediated signaling pathway. Gene Ontology annotation, molecular function: IkappaB kinase activity; ATP binding.
UUCACAGAUACGCCGCCAGACAUUCUUGGAAAUUCCUGGUGAAGAACGUAAAAGAAUUUCUUUCCCUGCUAUCUGGCCAGCGAAAAUGCCCCAGAACUUCCUGCCCCUGGAGGAGAAUCCGCCCUUCAUCGGGGACUGGGUGUGCGAGUCCAAGUUGGGCUCCGGAGGCUUCGGAUAUGUGACUCUGUGGCGCAAUAAGAAGACCAAAGAAGCUGUUGCUGUCAAGAAGUGCAAUCUUCUCAGCAUUGAUGACAGCAUCUCAGAGCGCCAGAAGGAUCGCUGGGAGUACGAGGUGAAGCUGAUGACCACCAGUAUCAAAUGCGACAACAUCGUGAAGACUGUGGCGGUGUCAACGGACUUCCACGCUGGCCUUCUGAGGAACAAUCCCUCGAAGCUGCCCGUGUUGGUGAUGGAGUUCUGCGAAGAGGGCGAUCUGCGGCGCGUGCUGAGCAGGAAGAUCAACUGCAGCGGCAUGCCAGAGGGAGAGAUCAGGGCCGUGCUGACGGCGCUGCGCAAGGCCAUUUCCUAUCUGCACGAGCAGAAGAUCACGCACAGAGACAUCAAGCCGGAGAACAUUGUGCUGAAGCGUGAGGGCGACAAGAUCAUCUACAAGCUCACAGAUCUCGGCUAUGCGAAGAUGCUGGACAGGCAGAGUCUGCAGGCGAGCCUGGUGGGCACGAUGGAGUAUCUGGCGCCUGAACUGCUGCACAGCGACAAAUACAGCUGCACUGUCGACUACUGGUCGCUCGGUUUGAUCGCCUUCGAGAUCAUCUGCGGCUGCAGGCCGUUCCUGCCGCACUCCUCCAUGGCUCAAUGGAUGGUGAGAGUGAAGCAGAAGCGUUCGGAGCACAUCUGCAUUGUCGAGGAUCAGGAGGGAAAGGUCACAUAUCGCUCGGAACUCUUCUCCGAGGCGCAAGUUUCGCCGUGCUUCAAGCGUCGCCUGGAGCAGUGGCUGAGGCUGGCGCUGGAGUGGAAUCCGAAGCAGAGAGGAUUCGUCUUCGAGACGCCAAGCGCUGAUGGGGAGAAAUCCCGAGGGAAGUCCGUGAAAUUCGCCGACAAUCUGCAGGAGGACGAGGAUGAGCCCAAAGCGGACGCUGUGAAGCCCGGCCCAGUGCAGGUGCUGAAGAUCUUCACGAUGCUAGACGAGAUUCUGGAGAAGAAGAUUUUGACGGUGUUUUCGCUCUUCACGUAUGAAUUCCUGAGCUAUGAGAUUAACCAGCAGAACACCGUGGCUGAUCUGCGUCUGUGGAUCGCCGAGAGUACUCAGAUUCUGCCCGAGAGUCUGGACUUCAUCCUGCCCAUCAUUCAGAGCCUCCAGAUGAUCGAGGAGGACACGAAACUCACGGAACUCUUCAUCGAGGACAACUUCAAGGAUCCCAUGCUGUUCGUGAUGAAGAAGGGCAGCGUGCUGGACAGCGACGUGAAGCCCAAGAUUCCGGACUCCUUCAUUGGCGUGUUCGAGAUGCCGAAGACAAAGCUGAAGAUUCAGGUUCUCAGGCGCUUCGCCAGCAAUUCGUACUACUUCGUGAGAAAUGAGCAGCGAUUGUACAGCACGGCGAUCAGUGGCAUUUACAACUUUGCUCUCUGGCUGAACGAUCAGAUCCAGAAGUUUAAGCCCAGUCUCAGCCAGAUGAUCGAGGCGGCGUUCGAGCUGAAGGGACAACUGAAGAUCUACGAGAACGCGUUGAGUCACACGAAGGAGAAGCUGCUGGAGCGCGAGAUGAUCUCCGUGCUGAGCGCCUCCUUCAUCGCCUGGCAGGAGACGUACGACAAGAUGCUGGCCAAUGCCAACAAACUGAUUGAGGCCGCCAGGAAGAUCUGGAUUCGCUAUGAUUCCGUGCUGAAGAGGAGCCGCGAAGCGGUGAAGAACAAGAUCUUCGAGGGAACGGAGGACAUCUUCAGUGGGAGCAUGUUGGACAAGUACUAUGACAAGAUUCGCCAUGAUAUCAUUGAGAAGAGGAUCAGCGAGGAGUCGCACAAGGACAUGCUGAGGAUUGUGUACAAGUGCCUCAAGGACAGGGACAACAUUCUGCGCAACAGGGACUUCACCAAGUACCAGGAGUUCAUCCUCGGCAUCCAACUGGAGAUGGAGGAGAUCCAGAAGGCGGUGGAGAAGGCGAGCGCCCAGACGGCGCUGUAUCAGCGCGACGUGGCGAAGAUGAGUUUCGAGCAUCAGGAGAACAUCUGGAGCUUGUCCGGGAGCUGCGAAGCGCGCCGCGUGAGCAACAGCAUUCCGGAUCUGGAGGGAAUGCUGGAGAGUCUGAAGGUGGAGAGCGAGGGCAAGGCAGAGUCGACUGAUGCGAAGAUGGGAGACUCCAUUGUCGACUCUCUGGGCAGCAUUUCCUCGUCGCAUCUCUGCUUCGGCGAGAAUCCCGACACAAAGACUCUCCUGGAGGACAACCAGUCCCUGAUCUCGGCGUUGGAUCACCUGCUGAAGGAUGGCCUGGGCGAACUUCUCUCUGAUGCGCCGGAUGCCAAGUGAUUUGCUGCAUUUCUCUGUCUAUUUUUAUUACCCUAUCGAAGAACCUAAUAUGCUAUUGGUGACGAAGAA